CAGCGCAGCGCACCGAAGCGCAGCCCCGGCUGGCGGAGCCAUGUCUGUGAACCUGAGCAAGAACGGCCCUGCGCUCGCAGCUGCCUACAAGGAGGUGGUGGACGAGAAAUCCGACACCAACUGGGCCUUGUUUACGUACGAGGGGAACAGUAACGACAUCCGACUGGCGGAGAAGGGCGCUGGGGGGCUGGAGGAGCUCGCGGAGGAGCUGAACAGCGGGAAGGUGAUGUACGCCUUCUGUCGCGUCCAGGAUCCGAACUCUGGCCUGCCUAAAUACGUGCUCAUCAAUUGGAUCGGUGAAGGGGUCAAGGAUGCCAGGAAAGGACUGUGUGCCAAUCAUGUCAGCGCCAUGGCCAAUUUUCUGAAGGGGGCGCACGUGACAGUUAACGCCCGGACGGAGGAGGACGUGGAGCCGGAGGCCAUCAUGCAGAAGGUGGCCAAGGCCUCGGGGGCAAGCUACAGCUUUCACAAGGAGCCCAGUCGCUUCCAAGACCCCGGCCCCCAGGGGCCAGUGGGUUCUGUCUAUAAGAAGACCAAUGCCAUGUCAGAAAUCAAAAGGACCAAUAAGGACACUUUCUGGGCGCAGGCUGAGAGAGAUGAAGAGACGCGUCGCCAGGAGGAGCGCAGGAAGGCACAGGAGGAGCGCCAGAGGCUGGAACGUGAGCGCAAGGAGAGGGAGGCCCAGGAGGCGGCCCUGAGGGAGAAGAGAGACAAGGAGAGGGCCAAUCAGAUUGAUGAGCAGAGGAGGUACCAGCAGCAGCUAGAAGCUGAGACCAGGGAAAGGGAGCGACAGCAAUGGGAGCAGCAGGAGAGGGAGCACCAGGCUGCGCAGAAGAGGGGCUUUAAACGCAGUCAGUCGGUGGAGAAGGCCAAAGAAGCGGCCUCGGUCAUCUCCCAGCGCUCGAUGAACCCCAGAGAGGUGUUCAGACAGAGGGAGAGGGGCAUUACCCCCAGUGACAGGGAGACGCCCGUCAGUCCACAGCCAGGGAGGUUGAAUAGCCCUUUCCUAUCCAGACAACCCUACCAACCAGAGUCCCCAAGAUCCCCGCAGCGCCAAGCCUCACCUGUCCCCGCGGUGCCUGCGGAGCCCGUCUCCCACACCUACGCGGCAGAGGAGCCGGAGGUGGCCAGUGAAGCCUGCCCCCGCCAAGCCAGCCCCCCUGUAGAGGAGGCCUAUGAGGCCAUUGUAGAUGCAGACACCGUGUAUGAGGAGCUUCCCCAGGAGGAUCACAACUCCUAUGAGUACCUGCCAGAGGACGCCGCAGACCGGGGUAUCUGUGCCAGGGCUCUCUAUGACUACCAGGCAGCCGACGAUACGGAGAUAUCCUUCGAUCCCGAUGAAAUCAUCACGGGCAUCGAGAUGAUCGACGAGGGCUGGUGGCGGGGGUACGGGCCCGACGGGAGCUUCGGAAUGUUCCCCGCCAAUUAUGUGGAGCUGCUCUAAAGAGAAGUCCCACCUCCUCGCUGGAAGGACGUGUGCGGGGUGGGCCGCGCCCUCGCUCAGCGGUGACCGGGAUUACAGCCGGCGGCACGGGGAGGCAGCAGUAAUUCCGAACAAUGGCCUUUACGUUCCAUUUCUGCUCCAUUCCAAAAGGUCUGAUGCAUCACAGUACUGACCAGCUACAAUGAGGACCAGCAAAAUUUCAGAUAUACCCACAGAUGUAGUAUCUGAUACGACUGUGUGUGUGUGUGUGUGUGUGUGUGAUACAUUAAUAAUAUUUAAUGAGGGCCAAGCAGAAUCUGUUCACGUGAUAAAUAUCUGAUGUAAUGUGGGAGUGAAUGUGUUUCUCAGCAUUUGUGUAAAUUUCAGUUGUGAUUCUUUGGUGGAUCCCCGGCCUCGCUCUCGGCUCACGUCCCCGCAGGCCGUGCCGGCGACCUUCACGGCUCGCCGAAGACGCCGAGGGGAUGCGGCCGACGUGAUGGGUAGAGCUUUCCUUGCAAACAACGCGGGCUCACAUGACUUUGUUUUCCCGCUGUGGUUUUGUUCGUUCAAGUUUAAGUGUCAGUAUUUAUUCGUGCGUGCGUCAGUCGUUGGGUUCGCGCAAGUUAAUCUCAGUUUUCUUAACCGUUACCUUGAGCCAAUUGCAGGCUGCAGUUCGCCCUGUCGGGGGCCGAAUGCCGAAAGUGGCUUUUCUGCGGCGCUCGAAAACAAGAGGUCGCGCUCGGAAAAGGCAAGAAACGAGGAAAGGCUCUUCGCUUCGUUUUGCAGUUUAAAAUGACUGGUUCUUUGACAGCGAGCAAGGUGACGGUGAAUUGAAAUGUCUCACACAAGUAUCGUUUUCGUCGUGCGGUUGUCCUGCGGGGGCCACUUCGGCGAGCCCCGGUCCCGUACGGACCCUGCUGUCGGCACCCUCGAAACACACACACGUUGCUACAAUGUGACCUGUUCCUUUUCAGAAGAUGCUGUAAAGCCUGUAAAAAA
Molecule: messenger RNA, 2422 nt
Organism: Scleropages formosus (Asian bonytongue)
Lineage: Eukaryota; Metazoa; Chordata; Actinopteri; Osteoglossiformes; Osteoglossidae
Gene: dbnlb
Product: drebrin-like b
Exons: 14
Coding region: 41-1444 (467 amino acids)
Biological process (GO): neuron projection morphogenesis; postsynaptic actin cytoskeleton organization; positive regulation of axon extension
Cellular component (GO): dendrite; actin filament; cortical actin cytoskeleton
Molecular function (GO): actin filament binding
Source: RefSeq, a predicted model, not a curated record